AUGGCUGGACAACAAAGCGCAGAUUUCCUGGACAACAUGGCCAUCGUGAUUGACCCUGGCUCUGCCUACACCAAGGCUGGCUUCUCAGGAGAGGAGCAUCCCCGCACAGUGGUGCGCUCGACCGCAGGCCUCCCCGCUUACACGCCGGGGGAGAGCAGCCGCCUGGGCGCCUUCAGAGGAAACCGUGGGCCUGGCACCACCACCACCACCCCCGCUCCAUCUCCCGCUCCUGCCUGCGAUAGCCUGCUCGGCGACUGGGACGCGCUGGAGAGCCUGUGGGGGGCGCUGUUGCAGGACGAGCUAGGCGUGUGCCCGCAGGACCAUGCCAUCCUGGUCAGCGACUGCCCUCUGGCGCCCCCUGUCCAGCGCGCACGCCUGGCGGAGCUGCUGUUCGAGGGCCUGGGGGUCCCCGCGCUCUACGUGAGCCACGCUCCGCUGCUGAGCCUCUACUCCUACGGGCUGGUGACGGGGCUGCAGGUGGACGCAGGGGCCAGUGGAACGCGCGUCUGCCCCGUCUACAGCGGCUACUGCCUGCCCCACGCCGCCCGCGGCCAGCCACUAGGGGGCGCCGCCUUCUUUGCGUACCUGCAGCAGCUGCUGGAGCAGCGGGGGCCAGGGGGAGGGGUCAGCGAGCGACGCGCGACGCUACGGGAGGCCCAGAGCCACAGCUGCUACGUGGCGCAGGACUUUGAGCGGGAGCUGCAGACGGGGUCGGAGGUCACCGAGUACCGGCUGCCCGACGGCACCACCGUCGCCCUGGGCAACGAGCGCUUCCGCAGCGCAGAGCUGCUGUUCUGCCCGUCGCUGGCCGGAGAGCCGCACCCGGGCGUCCACAUCCUGGCCCUCAGCAGCGUGCGGGACAGCGCCCCCCAGUGGCAGAACCAGCUGCUGGCCCACGUGGCAUUGUCCGGCGGGACGUCUCUGCUGCCCGGCUUCCCCGAGCGGCUGCAGUUGGAGCUUGAGCGCCUGGCGCCGCGCGGCUCUCGUGUCAUCGUCCACUCCGCUGCCCAUCGCCACCUCGCCGCCUGGGUGGGCGGGGCCAUCAUGGCCUCUCUACGCAGCGUUCAGCCGCUCUGGGUCACCAGCGCUGACUACCAGGAGCACGGACCAGACACAGUGCUGCAGCACUGCUACUAA
Alosa alosa (allis shad) is the source of this 1137-nucleotide messenger RNA. Its product is annotated as actin-like. NCBI's taxonomy places the organism in Eukaryota, Metazoa, Chordata, Actinopteri, Clupeiformes, Clupeidae. The record is from RefSeq and is a predicted model, not a curated record. Bases 1 to 1137 code for a protein of 378 amino acids. The transcript has a single exon.